GAAGAUAUCCUCUCGAGAUCGGAAAGUAUCGAAUUAAUUCAAAGAAAAAAUUGCAGAAGAAAAAUCCAAUACGGACGAAAAAUACCGAAAAUUUCGUAUUUAUAUUGAUCGAUCCAUGUCGAAUUCAUUAUCAAUCCGACUACUUUUUCCACUGCACUAAAGAGAAGAGCUCUGCAUAAAUGGCGAUUUCUAUUCCCAGUCGGCAGCUAUUCAUCGAUGGCGAGUGGAGGGAACCAGUUCUCAAGAAACGCAUCCCCAUCGUCAACCCCGCCACUGAAGAAACAAUCGGAUCUAUUCCCGCGGCUACUGCGGAAGAUGUAGAGUUAGCAGUUGAUGCUGCCCGAAAAGCUCUUGCGAGGAAUAAAGGCAAAGAUUGGGCAUCUGCUUCGGGGGCUCUUCGUGCCAAGUAUUUGCGUGCUAUUGCUGCUAAGAUAACAGAGAGGAAAUCGGAACUAGCAAAGCUCGAAACAAUAGACUGUGGAAAACCCCUGGAGGAAGCUGCAUGGGACAUUGAUGAUGUUGCUGGGUGCUUCGAGUACUAUGCAGAUCUUGCCGAAGGGUUGGAUGCUAAGCAAAAAGCUCCUGUUUCCGUUCCCAUGGAUACAUUCAAAAGCCAUGUUCUUAAAGAACCCAUUGGAGUUGUUGGGUUGAUUACUCCCUGGAACUAUCCUCUAUUGAUGGCUGCAUGGAAAGUUGCACCUGCCUUGGCUGCUGGGUGUGCUGCAAUAUUGAAGCCAUCAGAACUGGCAUCUGUCACCUGUUUGGAACUGGGCGAAAUCUGUAAAGAUGUUGGUCUUCCAUCUGGUAUUUUGAAUAUUUUGACAGGAUUUGGCCCUGAAGCUGGUGCUCCUCUAGCAUCUCAUCCUCACGUUGACAAGAUUGCUUUUACUGGGAGUUGUGCUACUGGAAGCAAGAUUAUGACAGCAGCUGCCCAACUGGUCAAGCCUGUAACUAUGGAACUUGGUGGGAAAAGUCCAAUUGUUGUUUUUGAUGAUGUCGACCUUGACAAGGCUGCCGAAUGGACGAUUUUUGGUUGCUUUUGGACAAAUGGUCAGAUUUGCAGUGCCACAUCCCGCCUGCUUGUACAUGAAAGCAUUGCUGAUGAAUUCUUGGAUAGGCUCGUGAAGUGGUGCCAGAACAUUAAGAUCUCAGAUCCUUUAGAAGAAGGUUGCAGGCUUGGCCCUGUUGUUAGUGCGGGACAGUAUGAGAAAGUUCUGAACUUCGUCUCAACUGCUGAGCGCGAAGGUGCGAAGAUUCUAUUUGGUGGAGUUCGCCCUAAGCACCUAAAGAAGGGAUACUUCGUUGAACCAGCCAUCGUUACUAAUGUUACAACCUCCAUGCAACUAUGGAGAGAAGAGGUCUUUGGACCUGUUCUAUGUGUGAAGACCUUUAGUUCUGAAGAUGAAGCUAUUGAAUUAGCAAAUGAUACAAUAUAUGGGCUAGGUGCUGCUGUAAUAUCAAAUGAUUUAGAAAGGUGUGAGCGUGUAACCAAGGCUUUACAGGCAGGAAUUGUGUGGGUUAAUUGCUCGCAACCAUGCUUCACUCAAGCCCCAUGGGGAGGCAACAAACGCAGUGGCUUUGGUCGAGAACUAGGGGAAUGGGGACUUGAUAAUUAUCUGACUGUAAAGCAGGUUACUGAGUAUGUUUCCGAUGAACCAUGGGGAUGGUACAAGUCUCCUUCUAAAUUGUAGAACACAACACGAGCCUGCCUCUCUUGCGUCAAAAAGUUGCAGAACCGUUCAGAAUAAUAAGAGCACUGCGACAAUCAACUUUGUGUAGUUGGAAGAACAACGUAGGGGAAAGAAACUCUUGCUCAAGUGUGUAGUGCUUCGCCCUGAGUUUCCUGGUUAGUUCAGUUUAGGAUGUGUUUAAGAACUCGAUGAAUCACUUGAAAACAGUAGACUGUAACUCGAUAGAAAAUGCACUUGUUGGUAGCCUCAAAAAGGAUUUUCAU
Cucurbita maxima (winter squash) is the source of this 1954-nucleotide messenger RNA. RefSeq names its product betaine aldehyde dehydrogenase 1, chloroplastic. Gene Ontology annotation, molecular function: oxidoreductase activity, acting on the aldehyde or oxo group of donors, NAD or NADP as acceptor. The record is from RefSeq and is a predicted model, not a curated record. The transcript is spliced from 15 exons. NCBI's taxonomy places the organism in Eukaryota, Viridiplantae, Streptophyta, Magnoliopsida, Cucurbitales, Cucurbitaceae. The coding region runs from base 180 to 1691 and encodes 503 amino acids.